Molecule: messenger RNA, 2428 nt
Organism: Choloepus didactylus (southern two-toed sloth)
Lineage: Eukaryota; Metazoa; Chordata; Mammalia; Pilosa; Megalonychidae
Gene: RAB3IP
Product: RAB3A interacting protein
Exons: 11
Coding region: 711-2153 (480 amino acids)
Biological process (GO): exocytosis
Cellular component (GO): Golgi to plasma membrane transport vesicle
Molecular function (GO): guanyl-nucleotide exchange factor activity
Source: RefSeq, a predicted model, not a curated record
GCACCGCCCCCCCUCAGCGCCCGCGCGCCCGCGUCCCGCGAGCCUGCUGGGAGGGGCGUCCUAGGCAGGUGCAGGUGCGGGCGCGGCGGAGGGCGCAGCACGCGGGGACCCGCCGCGGCGGAGGUGCGCUCGGCGCCCGGGGGCAGCCAGCGGCCGCUGGUGGGCGUCGGGCGGCGUCGACCCUGAUCCCCGGGCUCUCCCAGCCUCCUCCCCCGCUCCCGGGGCUCAGACGCGUAAUUCAUUAACUGCGCAGUCCCGAGUCGGGAGCCUGGAUACCUGUCGGCGGGCAUUCCAGCGGCUCGAAGCUGUGGACACUGGGGUGGGGGAGUGGAGAGGUCCCAAACAAGUCAGAAGCGCAUCGCAACACGGGACUCGACGAGGAAGCUGGUGCGGAAUGAAGCAGUGGCGAUGGACCAAGGGUUCUUUCAUACCCAAGUCUGAGUAAACGGCGUCUGAGGCGAGAUGCCCAGGCAUAGAGGUCACUCUCGGGAGGUUUCGGUGAAACCUGGUGAGAAAGAGCAAGCGCCGGAACUCGCGCUUAGGAGGCAGCUCAGUUCAGCCUGACUUUUGUUUAGUUGAGGGGAGCUGCACAGACUCCUCUCAACCUUCCAGCGUUGACACCUCUUCCCGACCGCCCGGGGAACAGCGGGCUUAGUGGGCUCGAGUGAUACGAAGUGGAGUCUGCGGCACGUGAAGAGUUUCCAGUUUUUAUGUGGUUCAGGCAAAAAUCUGUGAUGGCUAAAGGGUUAUCUUAUCAUGAGGCUUUUGCUAUGGCUAAAGACCCCUUGGAAGGUUUCCAUGAAGUAAACCUUGCUUCACCUACUUCUCCAGACCUUCUUUGUGUGUCCGAAUCAGGAACUCAAGAGCAGACCUCCUCGCCAAGUGUCAUCUACCGUCCACAUCCUUCAGCUUUGUGCUCUACCCCUGUCCAGGCUAAUGCGUUAGAUGUUUCUCAUCUUCCUACACAACCUGUGUAUUCAUCCUCCAGACAUUUAAAUUGUGUGGAAAUAUCUAGUAUCAGCAUCCAAGUUACAGAUCCAGCAUCCUGUUCUACCUCUGGAGUUGCAGCUGGGUUAAAUAAAUUAACUACAAGAAAAGACAACUGUACAGCAGAGAGGGAGUUUUUACAGGGUGCUACAGUAACAGAGGAUUGUGAUGGCAGUGAUGAUAUUUUUGGGUUGAGUACUGAUAGUCUGUCCCGCUUACGAAGCCCAUCUGUUUUGGAAGUCAGAGAAAAGGGCUAUGAAAGAUUAAAAGAAGAACUUGCAAAAGCUCAGAGGGAACUGAAGUUAAAAGAUGAAGAAUGUGAGAGGCUUUCUAAAGUACGAGAUCAACUUGGACAGGAAUUGGAGGAACUUACAGCUAGUCUGUUUGAGGAAGCUCAUAAGAUGGUGAGAGAAGCAAAUGUCAAGCAGGCAACAGCAGAAAAACAGCUAAAAGAAGCACAAGGAAAAAUUGAUGUACUUCAAGCUGAAGUAGCUGCAUUAAAGACGCUUGUAUUGUCCAGUUCUCCAACCUCACCUACACAAGAGCCUUUGCCAGGUGGAAAGACACCUUUUAAAAAGGGGCAUACAAGAAAUAAAAGUAUGAGCAGUGCUAUGAGUGGCAGUCAUCAGGACCUCAGUGUGAUACAACCAAUUGUAAAAGACUGCAAAGAGGCUGACUUAUCUCUGUAUAAUGAAUUCAGAUCUUGGAAAGAUGAACCCACAAUGGAUAGAACAUGCCCUUUCUUAGACAAAAUCUAUCAAGAAGAUAUCUUUCCAUGUUUAACAUUCUCAAAAAGUGAGUUGGCUUCAGCUGUUCUGGAAGCUGUGGAAAACAAUACCCUAAGCAUUGAACCAGUAGGAUUACAACCGAUUAGAUUUGUGAAAGCUUCUGCAGUUGAAUGUGGAGGACCAAAAAAAUGUGCUCUCACUGGCCAGAGUAAAUCUUGUAAACACAGAAUUAAAUUAGGGGACUCAAGCAACUAUUAUUAUAUUUCUCCUUUUUGUAGAUACAGGAUCACUUCCGUAUGCAACUUUUUUACAUAUAUUCGAUAUAUUCAGCAGGGACUUGUGAAACAGCAGGAUGUUGAUCAGAUGUUUUGGGAAGUUAUGCAGUUAAGAAAAGAGAUGUCAUUGGCAAAGCUGGGAUAUUUCAAAGAGGAACUCUGAUGCUGUGCCUGGGAACAUGCAUGAACCUUCCUGAAUAACUGAAAAAUGGCUGGAUAUUUUUAUGGUUACUUGAUAUUUAUUUCCAAGGAGUGGGUCCAAGACUUUUCCCCCCUUUUGCAAAUUACACUAGGAAAUCCUGUGAUUUGUUUUAAACCAACCUUUGCUGUGUUUGCUUAUUCUUUAGUUGAACAGACCAUUAAGAAGAAUUACAGAUAUACUAGUGAUUGUAAUUUUUAGUUGAAAAGAAAAGCUAAAUAAAUAAAUGUUAGAUUGAA